GGAUAUAUUGGCCAAUGCUAAUUUGGCUGCGCACCAACGACGCAGGCUACCCUAUUUGGCGAUAACCAUGGCUCUACAACACAAACCGACUCAAUGCGAGCUUACAUCCGAAUUGAUCUCUGAUCUUUCGGGAAAGGUAUUGAACCAGGCACAUGUGCAACAGGGUUUUCUGCUCCUUCUAAACGACUUGGGUGAAUUGGUUAUCGAUUUUCCUAAGGCAUCUGAAUUUGUUGCAAGAUUCAUUGCGCGCGCCAUGGCUGAUGACAUUCUUCCACCGAAGUUUAUCGAACUCCAGAAAUCAGUGCUGUCGCACCCUCCGCCGGUGCAUUGCCAUGCUGUUGUCCAAAACGGCCUCUCGGUUUAUACUGACCCUUCCUCGCCAUCCUCCAACCCUUCUGCGGCCUCGCUUCCGUCGUCCCAUUUCAACGCAGGUGUCAUCCCCGAUUCAGACAUGCCCUGUCGUGCCGGCACUCGCAACUUGAGUGACAGUAGCAACGGCAUGUGUGCUACCGACUCCGAACAAACUGCCGGCACUUCUUUAAGUAGUGGGAUCGGCUCUGUUUCCAGUCUUGCCACGUCCGGCGUUGCAAAUUCCGAGGUAGCUCUGUCUACUCUGGUUAGAGCAGAGGACCUGUUAAGGCUUAGUCAUGCGUUUGCCAGGAUGGACAACAUCUGGGGUGUACCCGCCGGUCCAAGGGCCAUGAAUUUACUUGUGAAGAAAGUGCAAGGUCUUCUGAGGACUUAUCUGGACACUGGUGAUUUAAACGAAGCGACAGAGACCUUAUUAGAAUUGGAUUCACCCCAUUUCCAUCACGAAUUAGUGUUUCAGUCGAUAGUGAUGGCAAUCGAACUGAGCACUGAUGAUGCCCGCGAUCGUGUGAUUGAUUUACUCAGAGAGUUGUGUCGUUCAGUUGUUAUAACUCCAAACCAGCUGGCUCUUGGCAUUAGACGUGUGUACGCCGAUCUUUCUGAUCUGCAACUGGAUGUUCCAGCCGCCUACACUCUCAUGGGGCGCGUCGUUAAGGAUGCUCUCAGUGCUGGGUUUUUGCCCAAGGAGCUUGCCUCAGAGAUGCCUGCAAGACCACGAAAACGUUUCAUUUCGGAGACUGGGCCCGUUUACAACACCAGUCAUAACGCUUGAUCCCCUUGCUUCGUGUGCUGCCUCUCCUUCUGCUCCGAUAGUGGUUCAUCCACUACUUUCACACUUGCCCUACUCGCACUGCCGAUUCAUGCAGUGUAUUCCCUUUCACUGAGGUUCUCUUUUCCGGUGUUUCCCUCCCUUUUUCUUCAUCAUCCUUUGUGCGAUACGACAUUAAUUGGGCUUGUUUUUCCUCCCUAGCUUUUGCUUGCUCAUUUCCCAAUAGCCAGUCAGUUGGUUUUUUCUUCUUCCGCUUGUCACCGGUAUUCAUGAAUUGCUCGUGCACCGUUUCCACCCCAAUGAAUCGGUCGGCUAUCAUCCUUUUGUUUCUUUCGGCAGUCUGUUCACACGGUCGCUGCUCAAUUUCUUUCCUCUUCUGUCGGUCCUGAAUCAUGUUUUCAUGUAUUCAGCUUUUCAUAUUUUCUGCUUCAUCAUAAUACUGCCCUAUGGUUUAAACACGUGUUUGCACAGCAGUCGUUUUCUACUUACAGACCGAUGCUUACAUAAUCGGUUCAUUUGGGGGGCCGCGUUCACUUGCUUUUCUUUUUCAGCAAUUCAUGGCCUUUUUGCUCGCUUAAUUGCGUUCCAUUGCACAUUGUUUGCUCGGACUUUGAAGUUGUUUUGCAUGAACAGCCUUCUCUCCAUAGCAAUUUUAUGGCUAGUCGGUACGUUUUUUCGUUCCUAUCGCUCUCCCCCCGAUUUACCCAUCUCAUGGUCCCACAUUUCCGACCUCACAUGCUACAGUGUCACAUGCUUUUCAUGCAUUGCUAAAUCGCACGGUGUCCAGCUUGCCUAAGCUUUUCGGUUAGUAUCUUCUCAUGCAAUUCGGUUCGCAGUGAAGACAUUAAACGCCUGACCGUGUUUGACCAAUGUUACUUGCGGGGUAUUGCUCACAUCUAGUGGGAACACCGGGUGAACACUGCUGUGGUCCACCAUUUGGUUUAUAGCAAGAAACCUGUUGCCUCACCGGUGUGUUUCUCGAAUCUUAAC
Messenger RNA from Dicrocoelium dendriticum, 2128 nucleotides. Lineage: Eukaryota; Metazoa; Platyhelminthes; Trematoda; Plagiorchiida; Dicrocoeliidae. The record is from the annotation of a GenBank genome assembly.